AUGGAAAUAAAACUGAACGUAAUAUUCAACGAAGUUUUAUUAAUGAGGACGGACGAACAUGGCAUAGAAAAUCACGACAAAGUGUUUGUCGAUAAGCGGCAAAAUGUCCUAUGCGUGCAAUGCAUGAACAAAAUAUUUUUCAACAAAUCUCCCUUAUAUAAAAAAUAUGCGCUUUUUAAAAGUGUGAAUGAAAUAUACUCCAUAAAGAAUUGUCAGGACUUUCGGUACCACUUUUCUUUCUUCCUUCUAGAUCACACUUUGUUUUUGUCAAAUACGUUUAGCUAUUUGGAGGGUACGUCGGAAAGAAGUGUCGAUCACUAUGGCAGCAAUAGUGAGAAUGGUUACAACUGCGAUGAUUGGCAACUGCGUAGAAAUUUCUACAGGGUGGAAAAAAGCAACGGAGGAAAGAAGUUAAACGCAGAAGGUGCUGGAAAUAAAAACUGUUAUGCCCAUGCGGCCAACAAUGAACUAAUCACAUUGGCCACCAAUGCAUGCAAAGAAUUUCUAAGCACCUGCUCUGAAGAUCUUUGUAACAUUUUUAAGGAUGCAAUUUAUACUUGUGUACUUGUCAGGUUAAAAAAAUUCUCUACCAAUGAAAAAAAGUAUUUUUAUAUUUUUAAAUUAUUAAAAAAAUUAAUGGAUGAUGUGGCAAUUAUACACAUUACAUUGAAGAACGAAUCGGCAGUCAUUGAAGAAUUUAUAAAGUUGUUCGUGCAGAAUUAUUCUAUACCUGAUGAUUUGAAAAACAAGAAAAAGGGGCAGGAUUGCUCUUCUUCCUUGGGCGCCCCAAGCAUUUGCCCAAAUAGCGGGAGCAGCAGCGAUAGUGGCGCCGCGAAUGGAGAUGACACACGUGGGGAUUGCCGCAGUGGCAGCCGCCGCGACAGCAACGGUAACCGCGGGCACAACGAGGCGCUUCUGCUCACACUGCAAAUUAUUUAUAAAUUAUGGGGUGACAAUUCACUAUGGCAAAUUAACAAAGAAUUGCUAAAAAACUUUUUCUCGAAUCUUAUUAAACAUUUUAAGUGCACCAACAAAAACACACACUUGUGUAAUUACUACAUAGAGUUCAUUUAUAUAAUUACGAAAAAUUAUAAUGAUAUAAGUUAUUUUUUUAAUACAAUAAUUUUUGGCACCCCAAAUAAGUUUAUAUCAAAAGCCAAGAAAAAUCGCGAACUUUCGCUUGUCCCCCGCGCAAGUUGCAACACCUCCUGUUCGAACACCCACGGUAGGUGCGGUAGCCGAGAUCGCAGCCAACAUCACACACAACAUCGCAGCGGCAGCGUCAACGGCAGCAACUGGGGCAGCCAAAGCAAUACCCUUCGUGACCACCUCUGUUCAAACCAACUGUACGGGAAAAAUGACGGCCAUUUUGAGCCUUUCCAAACUGACACACCUGAGCAAUUUUGUAAACGUAGCCAGAAUCCUCCGAAUGAAAAUGAUCUUGAGGAGAGUCAAAACGGAACUGAACAAAGUCAUCAGGAGGGUGGGAAUAUUUUCCAACGCAAAGGCAGUGAAAAAAAAUAUAACAAAAAAUACGUCAAAGAAGCCCAGGCCGAAUUCGAAAAUGUGAAUCCAACACGUGUGCAAGGGGGGAAAUCCCGGUUGAAGACUUCUUGCGGAGGUAGAGGGAACAACACAAGUGCAGAUGUGUGUGGUCAAGCAGAUCAGCACAUCUCAACGAGCAGUCCCUACAACAGUGACUCAUUUUAUCAUGCUACACCAUCCGAAGAAGAAAAUUUCAAUGCAUUGUGUGUGCAAGAAAAGGAAGAAAAUAAAUCGGGUUUCAAAUCGUCGCAGAGUAUUAACACAUUAGUCAGAUGCACAGAGUAUGGGCAAGAACUCACUGACAUCAAUCAUUAUGGGGAGGGCACCAAUUGCAAACAUAGUGCUACCUACUAUUGCGACUCUUUUGAAAGAGAACGUAGUGUGGAUCAAGACCGAGUAUCGGAUGAAACAGCGGAGAGGAAAAGUGAAAAGCAGCUGUCCAAGCUGCGUUACUACCAUGGUAUGAAUUCCGGCACACACAGCAGUAGCAGCGUCCCCGUGCUGAAUUACUGUGAUAGUGGCAGCACGACCGGUGAGGGUUUAGCAUGGGUUGAAGAGGGAGAAGGGUUGAAAAUGCUGGAUCAAUUGGAGCAGUUUGAUGAGCUUCCGCAUUUUGAAGUGGGUGAAAGGAUACAACUAAUGCAACAGUUUCAGGAGGGGGACCUGGGCCGAGAGGGUAGCGCAGAAGGGUACCCCCGCAUAUAUCGAGGAGGAAAAGAAGAACACGAACAAAUAAAGCAUUCCGGGGGGAGAAGCAGCGCAAGUAUGUUCUCUAAAACGUCCAACACCGAUUCGGAUACGGACAACGAUAUAGACACCCUGUGCGCGGAAGACAGGUACGAAGCAGAUUGUGAAAAGUGCAGCAACAACACCCCCUGGAAGAUACCAAACAAGAGAGAAAACAUUCAACAUUUCAUCACUCUGUGUAAUAACCUACAAGAAACGCUACUAAAUAAUUUUUGCAAAGAUACUCAAAUGAAGUGCUUAGAAAUAUUUUACAAAUUCUGCAGCAUACACAAAGCCAUUGUGAAUAUAAUUUUGUCCAACACGUCACUGAUAGAAUGGGUCUUCGAUUUUCUCUCAAACACAAAAUAUGAAUGCUUAAGAGAAAAGACGUUGAAAUUUUUAGUUACCUUUUUUAUUCACAAUUCUCUUUUUGCUCAUACCCAUGCACAUUAUAUGAUUGAUGUCCUAAUUGACAUAAUUUUGAAAUACGUAAAUAAAAAGUACAGUGUGUACAACCAGAUUAGUGAUGACUAUUCGAACUUCUUUAACUUUUUAAAGGCCCUUAAUAUGCUCAUCGAUGGGUCCUACUCUUCCCUAACCAUAUUUCACGUCUUCAAAAUUGUUAAUAUAAUUCCAUUCUUAGUGGUAGUAUCAGCCCCUGAUACUGUUCCUACGAGCGUUCAACAAAUCGUCGCUUUUUUUGAAGAUUUUAUAUUUGGAAAGGACGAAGGGAUCUACAAAGAGAGCUUAAAAGUGAAACAAUACGAGGUGGAUAAAAGGGGUAACAAUCAAAUGCUUUCUCUGACAAAAAAGGAAGCGUUGUCCACGUUGUGUACGAAGGAACAACCUUACGCGCUGGAUGAUAUGUUGGCGCCUAAACAGAAAUGCAACAAUGGGGACGGCUUCGCAAAUGAAGUGGAAACCCGGUACUCCCUCCUCGGCUAUACCCACAUUAGGAACAGAAAUAAGGAGAACCCCAUUUGGGGAAACAACCUAAAGGGAGAAAAACCAGGUGAUGUUGCUUCCCCCUGUGAGGACAGAAGGAACCAAAAGGAAGAGUCAAACAAUCAAAUGAACAAAGUUUACAUAACCAAUAUUGCAGCCCUAUUUAGAGUCCUGAAAACAGCUUUAAAAAUAAUGAAGAUGGUAAACACCAACAAGGCAGAUGUUUACGUAGAACUCAUUUUUAACGAGCAAAAUGAUUACCUAUACAAUGUUUCUGUAGCCGUGAUGAAACUGCUCUUCUCCUUAAUAUAUAUCCUAAACAAAAAUGAAAAAUUUUUAAACAACCUAAAAAUAAUUGACGAGCAGGAAGACGCAGACAAUGGGAGUGACUUACAAGUGUUAACUUUCGUAAAAUUAACACUCUACUUAUUUAUCGAUUUACACACUUUUUUUAAAAAGACCUUCCAGGAAAGCAAUCACCCCUUAGAUAAGGAUAUCAUUUACUUUAUUAAAUUUUUAUACCUUUCUUGUAUUUUUAUCUUUGAAAAUAUAUGUAUAAAAAAAAAACUCUUUCGGAAUGUAAGCACCAAUUUGUUUUUCUCGUCCUUUUUCACCCCCUUCUUUCACUUAUUAUCUGGUGUUUUAAACCACGUGGAGAAAAUUUCACCCUCCCAUAUAAGACAAUCACUCAGUGCAACGAAACGUCAAGAAGUAGCGCUGUCACGACACAACGAUAAAUGCGUUGCGAAUAAUGUGGAGGAGUCUGGUUCACUAAACUUUGAAAUGUACAAAAGGAAAAUGAGGAAGGUCUUGAUGAAGAGUAAACCCUUCACCCUCUUUUUUCAAUACGUCUCCGGCAAGAAUUAUGACCCCGAGUGUUACAGAAUCCUGGAGAUGCUGUUGCACGAAGAAGACGGGACGCCAAAGGAAUGGGAAAACAUGGAGGAUAUUUUGAUCGAAAUAAUAGGCAAGCACGACUUUUAUUUCACCAAAGUUCUACUCUUUAACUUUAACGACAACGGGGGCAUCAUCGAAACGGUUAUUUACAUUUUGUACCUCUGUGUGACGUAUGAUAGGAAAUUCAUUGAGAAAAAGUUAGCCGUCAGCAGGGAGGACAAUUAUGUGGAAAAAAUUUUUUCAUUUAACGAUUACGAGGUUAAUAUUAACCCGCUCUUCCUAUUCAUGUCUUUAUCCUAUUCCUACUAUUUUAUAACCAAGGAAAAAAUAGCAUUCGUUUUUAAGUGCAUCCGAAAGGAGAUGCAUAAAAUUAACUUGUCUGUAUGGCUGGAUAUCAAAAAGAUUAAAAAUAUUUACUUGGCAUUUGAUUGCAUUUUCUCCUUAAAAAUUAGCAACACCACCUACAGCAACUACUUCUCCUUCAUCAUUCACGUAAUCAAAUUGGAGCUCUCCUUGUACACGUCCAGCCAGUCUGGGCUGGUGGAUCCACGAGAUCAGCGAGAUCGGCAACAUCAGCAUGAUCAGCGAUUUUAUUUGUCCAUUUCCAAAAAUGGGGAUUUGGUGCAAAAGAUUUUCGAAAAUGUAGAAAUGAACACCAUCGACAGUAACCUCGCCAUAUAUGUAUACUACUUGAUAAUCAAGUUACGAAAAUAUUCUGUAGAUCAUUACAAAACUAUGAGCUUAUACAAAAUGAUGAACGCAGUCAUCAGGCACAUGCACACAGUUGUAAACACGGAGGACGAAAUUGAAGACAUCUUCUGUUUUUUUUUUAUAUUUUUCGAAAAUUUGGAAGCAUAUGCACAGACGGACAUUUUUAAUAUAAUCACCUUGUUGCAGAAAUUGACUUAUUAUGUGAAAGCUUCCUUAGCCAAUUAUUUUGGAAAAGCAAAGGAAGGCGCAAAUGCAAAUGAACACAGAGAUGAGAUACUUCAUGCUGAUCUCAAAUUUGAAAAGUUCUUCUUCUAUUUUAUUAUAAAUUUAAUUUUAUUCUGUAGGAAAUAUAAACAAAUUCAAAAUAUCAAUGUAUUGUCUUCCUCCAUAGCUCUGAUACAGCUACUACUCUACUGUAUUCAGUGUAGCAAUAACUAUUUUGUGAGUUUAUCUUUCUUCAUAUUAUCUUUGCUCAUUUUGCCUUUGCCCGAAACGCCACAAAAAGGUUCCUUCGUACUUAUGACUGUGUCAACAUCAUUUGAUAAAAGUGCCGACGAGAUAAUCCCCUCUGAUGAUAAAUUAGCUGCACAAACUGAUUUGACUUCUGGCCGAGAAAAAUAUGUCAUUAGACGGAGUUUGUUUUUCCCCGUCGUCAACAGUGAAGACGUGAUGAUCAGAGUUUCUUCCCUCUCGCUCUUGCUAUGUUUGCUUCUAACCAACGAUGUUCUAUUUGUAGAAGAAGAGGCCUUAGGAUUCUUCAUCACCCUUAUUAAUUGCUCCUAUUUAAGCGAGUGGAAUGAAACCAUAAACGAUUUGCUCUUCGCCAUAUUCAACGUCCUCCUACUUUCCUCUACUUUGAAUUUACAAACCAAGUCAUUUUGCUUUAACUUCAUUUAUUCAUUUCGGCCGUUCUUCUUAAGAUUCAUAUUGCGGUUAAAUAGGGAUCAGAAAAUUAUUAUCCACAAGUUGUUUUUUCUCCUCAUAACAGUUAAAAUAAAGCCCUUGUGGUUCGACUUGAAGGUCUACGGCGAAAGGAUUUUGAAGAUCAUUCUGAAUGUUGUGACCAAGAAGGAUCUCGACCUCGCGACGUUUCACUGCAUAUCCUCCCUUGCGUACGAGGUAAUUAGCCAUACGCAACAGUCCUGUUAUACAAACCCAUUUCGCACCUUCGCAUUACUCAUUUUCGCAAAUAAAAACGUCAUAGACAAUUUGGAAGAAUACCUGGAAACGUAUAAAAAGAAUGUUACGGACAACGAUAGGGAUGAUAUUUUCCACACCUCCUCUUUUAGCAAAUUCAAAUGUAAUUUUAAAACAUGUAGUGGAAAAAGGGAACAAAAAGGGGGGACAAAACUAAAAAGUAAACACAUUGAAGAAGACGUCGUUUUGUCUAUUUUAAAUGCGACAAGGUUGUUGUUAUAUCGAUAA
Plasmodium fragile is the source of this 6249-nucleotide messenger RNA. RefSeq lists its product as uncharacterized. Lineage: Eukaryota; Apicomplexa; Aconoidasida; Haemosporida; Plasmodiidae. Bases 1 to 6249 code for a protein of 2082 amino acids. The transcript is spliced from 9 exons. The record is from RefSeq and is a predicted model, not a curated record.